AUGGCUCUUGCUACACGGCCUAAAAAGGAGAUGCCAAGAAUUGGAGUAAAAAAGUCAAAGAACACGCUCUAUUCUGGAACUAGCCUUGCCUCUAUUGAAUCCUUAACCGUACCUCUUUUUCAAGAAGUUGUUCUUUCAGCAGAUAUUCGAUGUGCCGAUUGUCAAAAGAGAGUAGCUGCCAUAAUGUCAAGAAUGAAUGAGACAGAAUCUGUAUCCAUUAAUGUAUUGGAAAAGAAGAAGGAAGAGGUGCUUCGUAUAUUGCGUCAUGGAGUAAAACGAAGCAUAGGACAAGAGGUAAAGAUAUACUUCCCCUUGUACUUGGGUGGAAGACGAACAAAGCACAGAAGUGAAGUUAGGGAUAACAAGCUAAACGUGCCAAACAAAGCCCCAUUGCUCAGCUUAAGUAGAAUCAGAUUCCAAAAUGACCGGAAAGAAUUUCCAGCAGACAAUCCAAAAGCAGAAACAGCGAAUUGCUGCAUGGAGCUGAGAAUUAACCUUGAUUGCAAUGCUUGCUGCAAAAAAGCUAGGAGGAUCAUUCUCAAAAUGAAAGAGGUGGAGGCACACAUGAUUGAGAAGCAGCAAUGCAGGAUAAGUAUAUGUGGAAGAUUUAGACCAUCUGACGUGGCAAUAAAGCUAAGGAAAAAGAUGAACCGUAGAGUUGAAAUACUGGACAUUCAGGAAUUCGACAGCAGCAAUGAACAAGAAGACCCGACGCCAGCAGCGGCUGGCUAA
Messenger RNA from Dovyalis caffra, 732 nucleotides. Lineage: Eukaryota; Viridiplantae; Streptophyta; Magnoliopsida; Malpighiales; Salicaceae. The record is from the annotation of a GenBank genome assembly.